UGUAACACUUCCGCUUGCCGCAAGAUAUCACGCAUACGCAAACGCUAAGAUAUGUAACCAACUUCACUUUGUAAAUGUUCGAUCUUUUUCAACUACGUCGAGGCUUGUACUUUUUGGAGAUUGCGCUUUACGACAUGGCUUUAACAGUCGCUCUACCUCUUGCUGGAUUGGAGACAGAGAAUUUUAACUCGUACAGGCAUAUCAUAGACAUAGCGGGCUUAUCUCAGACGAGCCCUAGCCCAUCUGUCUCCAGUGAAUCUAGCGGUAUUGGCUCAUUGGGUUCGUUGAAGUCCGAGUCGGUAAAUAACGACUCUUUACCAUCUAGUCCUCACACAACAGAGAAGAAAUUGUUCGAACCCGUCGUGCAGCCACAAUCACGCCCGACAGAGAAGAAGGACGAUAUUAAAAUUAUUUACGGAGGUCAUGAUAUACUCAAUUUGAAUGCCAAUCUCACUGAUCCUCGAUGGAACUAUCGCGCGACGGUCCUGCCGCCGAACAACCCGGCGUUAUUCUUCGCGAACAGAUCGCAGUACCAUCGUCUGGGACCAUUCGGAACACGCACGCAGUAUGUAAAAGAUUCUUGCCGUAUGUGUGGCUUCUCGUAUGUAGUAGCCGCUACAGAUUGACGAGACAACGUUUAGAAACGGAACAAAGGGUACAACUGGGAUACAUCAGGGUGUAAAGUUUACGUCUUGCUAUGGUGCUUGUACAAUUCAUUUAUUCCCAGCGACUUGUCUGUUAUGUACGACGAUCUGACAUUUUAGCCUGAGAUGCCAGAGAUUCCUAUGAGCGGGCACUAUUCAUUUAAAUUUUAUAUGACGAACAAUUGUUUUUUCUUACGAUAGUUUUUUUUUUCAAGUCGCUGGAUGGUAGCAUUAACGUAUAAUUUUUGUGUACAAUAUUAUUUGCCUGGAUGGUCUCAGUUGUACGGAUGACUGUGGAAUAUGCAUGUGGCUAUCGUCACGCCAAUUCAUAGAGUUACAUUUUAAUCGUGACUUAAUACUGUGAUCUUAAUUUAAAAAAUGCAAUUUUUUGACAAAUUCUGUGAAAAGCGCGACGAUACAAAUUUAUUUCGUUUUUUUAUAAUUUUUUUUUUUUGUAACUUAUUUAAUUGUGUGAUAAAAGUUAAGUUAUUCUAAAACAAUGCCAUACGUGACGAACAUACAAAAAUAUUGGCAUUUUAAAUCCCAAAUACUAGGAACUUAAUAAAUCAGUCCUUAAAUUGAAAUAGAGUAUAAUAAUUAAUUUAAAAAAAAAAACAUAUAUAACGCAUUAGUUCCUCUUAGAAAUAUUAAUUAUUAUUUGUUAUCCAAAGAAUCUUAAAUAUUUAACGUUUCAUAUAAUAAUUAAAUUAUUCAAUCACAAUUAUAUAACUCCAUAUUAAUUGUGGGACACAUCCAACGAUAUGAUUUAAAAUCAUUACAUUAAAGCAAUAUUUAAAUAAUGCUCUUUAAAUUUAUAUUGAGUUGUCACCCACCAUAACAUAACUCACAUUUAAAUAUUGCUUUAUUAUAAUAUUUAGGUUUUAGAUAUAUUCCACAGUCAUUGUAUUUGAUUGUCGAUGUUAAAACCAAAAGGCUGCUUUUCGUUUAUUCUGGUUAUUAUUAUUUUUUUUAACGAGGUGGCAUUAAUUUAUAGCCAAGCUGUAUGUUAAUUUGUAAGAUUUAAUUAUGAUUGUUGGAUUUACCGUCCGCACUUUACAUAUAGUGAUGACAUGUAAAUUAGGAUAUGAAAAUCGAUUGUUGCCCACAAAUCUUACUACCUACUGUGUUAAAUGCUUCAAUGUUGUAUAUAAAUGUGACUACCCAUUGGUAACAUAGUGGCAAUGGGUCAUAAGUGCAUAUCAUCACAAAUUAAAGCAGUGAUUAGAUAUUGUAAGGUAUUAGUAGUUGUUACUGAGAGGUUAAAGGUUCAAGUCAGACGCCCAGAUACUGGGCUGCUAGUGAAAUUAUAAUAAGUGUCGUUAACAGACUGGCAAUAUCUCUAUAUAAAUUCAUAUUUAAAUUGUAAUAAUCCAUGGUCUCUUAAUUUAGUCAAGAUAUAUAAAUAGUGUGAGUCUCUUGAUAUAAUUUUAAGUGAUGUGUAAAAUAGUUAACUAUAAUAGUCUUUAUAAAUAAUGUCCUGCAACUUUAGUUCUGCUCUGUUGUGAUCAGCUUUAAAUUGGAACUGAUGUAUUUGAAUAAUAUUGAUAUAUUUUCAACAAAGUUAUUUUUUAUAUGAGGAAAAAAAAUGUUGAUAAGAGACAAUACGGUUAGUUCAUAUAUUAUUUACAAGAUUACGUAAUUUGCUUCAAAAGUUUCGGCGAGUUUUCUGGAAGGGACCAAGAUCCAUGCAUUGUUUACCACAGUUUUAGAUUGUUAUUAACAGUAGCGGAGCAAAAUCUAUCGAACACCAGUAUCAGCGGUAAUCAUUAUAUGAAAUGACAUAUUUAUCACUUCCAUUAUCUUUUGAUUCAUCGCUGCUUUUAUUUUAGCAAACAAUAAUGGGCUAUGAAUGUAUGUAGUGUAAACAGAUAUUAAGAGAAUAGUUAACUAAAUCGUAUUUAUAUAUAUAAAUAUAUAUGUAUAUUGAAUAUUUAAUUCUUCGGUGAGUCAUGACUGAAUAUAGCAUAGAUCUCAGAAUGCAGCUUACAGUGAUACUUUGCCUAACAAUGAACAUUAUUUUGCCUAAAUUUAAAUACAAAUAUAAUAACAUGAGAAGUGUCCUCUGUAAUGGUGUGCUAUAUUCACAGUCACACGCACUCACAAACGGUUGUUAUGUUUACUUUAAAGGAAAUGUUGCAUUCAGAUUAUUAUGUAGUUAAUUAUAUGACAAUAUUAUAUCGAAUGUAGUUCAAAUGAUACUGGAGGGAUACGCACACUGAAUGUACCAGGGUGGCUGUGGAGGCCGAGGUUCGAUGCAAUAUUUGCAUUCCAGUUCUGUUUAAGUUAGCAUCCGAUGGGUUGUAGUUGUUAAUGAUUUAUUUAAUCCACAUUGCCAAAUAUGUUGGUUGUUUGUGCUUAUUUAUUUGAAUUAAUUUUUUUUAUUAUUAUUAUUAUAAUUAUUAUUACUGUUAUAUCGGAAAUAUCAAUUUAGUACCUUCCAUUGCUAAGUGCUCUUCGAGUGAUUUUACAAUGUUGAUCAUUUCAAUUUUAUGCAUUUUUUUUUUAUUUUUUUUUUUAAAUAAUUUUAUUUUUGUUUAGUCAAAUCAUAAUAAUCACACACAUAAUAUGUCGUAUCGCAUCAAUUAUGUCAUCGAUCUAUACAUAUUAUUUUUUUUUUAUCAACGAACUGUAGUCAAAUGACAGUAUUUUUGUAAUGAACAUUGUAUAUGAAGGGUUUUUUGCCUCGGCGAGGUGCGAGUUUUCCUAUCAACCGCCGGCCCCGACCUUGUGUAUUAAUGUAUAAAUGUUAAGCAUUAUGUAGGUUUAGCGAAAUAGACUAUCUCGGAGACAUCUCCAAGUACCAAAACCAUUGGUUAAAUGUUCUCUUGUUGUCGUGAUAUAGUGCGUCCAGCGCGCAGAGCUCAAUAUUUUAGUAACCCUUAAGAUGAAAAAUUAAUACCUCUUGAAAAGAAUAUUAUUAUAUGUAUAUAUAUAUAUAUCGUAUUUAAUGUCCGAACGACUAUCACAUAUGUAUUUCCCUGUUUAUUUUGAUGUGAUAUCAUAAAUGACUGAUCUGAAUUUAGUUUUUAAGUUGGUUAUUGUAAUGCAGUGCUAUUUCGAUUGUAAUUAAGAUUUAAUGUUGAAAGUGCCAAUGCUCGUAAUUUAAUCUUUGACUGUUCCUUUAAUGUAGCUGUUUCUCCACACCCUCCACUUCAAUAUAAGCGAUCGUCUUUCUUUAAUGUGAUUUUUUUUUUGUUUUUAAUCUUCAAAAAAAAAUAUGUUUUAACUUCCACGUAACGUGCACAAUCUCAGUAAUGCUUGCAAUAUUAUUUAUAACAUGUAAUAAAUCCUCAUUAUUUAGUUAGAUCCAGCUUAUGUAUAAGAGUACAAUAUGAGAUGUUAUAACAUUCUAGUAUCAAAAUUAACCGAAGAUAAUAUUAUUAGUUAGGUAAAUUUUAACAUAGCUUCGUAUGAUUGGGAUGUUUUAGUAUCUAGUAGUGUAUUUAUGGCGUAGUGGCAAGUGAUGUCUCGUGAGUGGAAUAAAAAAAAUAAUGUUAGUGGCAAUAAUACUCUAUGUAAGUUCCCUGCCAAGAGACUACAGGGUCGCGACGUCGUCGCCCGUGUCGGUCCCGUCACGUUACGAUCGCGUGCGUCACGACCACGACACGACCGAACGGCGACGCUCCACAAGCGAACGCUACGCACUAGGCGUUUUAUUUGUUGUAAUUAUAAUAAUAGUCGUAGGUAUUUGAUCGUACUUAAAUAAUUAUUCUUGCGAUGCCUUAAUUCUGGUUGUCAAUUAGACAUGUCUGCCUAGAGUGUUAUCAUUGUUUUUAUUUAUUUUAGUUUUUUGCCGUUCCGGCUUCCUCCGUGAACUUCCAGUCCAGGCUGUUCUUUUUAAAUGAUUUUGAGGUCGAUUUAUUUUUACCUAAGUGUUCUUAUUAAAUGUUACCAAAAUGUUUUUAAUAAAAUAUUUUUAUAUGUA
Messenger RNA from Danaus plexippus (monarch butterfly), 4569 nucleotides. RefSeq lists its product as uncharacterized. The coding region runs from base 75 to 626 and encodes 183 amino acids. Lineage: Eukaryota; Metazoa; Arthropoda; Insecta; Lepidoptera; Nymphalidae. The transcript is spliced from 3 exons. The record is from RefSeq and is a predicted model, not a curated record.